Molecule: messenger RNA, 2165 nt
Organism: Pelobates cultripes (western spadefoot toad)
Lineage: Eukaryota; Metazoa; Chordata; Amphibia; Anura; Pelobatidae
Source: the annotation of a GenBank genome assembly
CUGAUCCACAAGCAGCUUCACUUGGGCUGGACAGCAGGACGCGUGCCAGGGCACACCCCCACCCAAAAUACUGUGCCAGGAGCAACCACACUGGGCAUCCAGCACAGCAGCCCACGGUCAUCCUUGGAGACACUGGGAUUACCUGACACCCUCCAACUCAGCAAGUAAGUACUGGGCAUCGUUAGCCUUACUUUCACAAACAUCAAUAACUGAAUUUGAAGAAAAUAGCCUGCUCUGAGUUUUCUGGAAAAGUAUGACUCACUCGGGGAUAAGGUGCUAAGGCUGGCGGAAAGCAGAGAAAUUCCAUGGGUUGCCAUAGGGACUGCGCCACUUUUAGAACGUUGCCCCAGAAUAGCGGUCUGUUCACACUGCGCGUUGUGUCUGAUUGAUGAGAAUAGCUAUAUGUGGAAAGCUCCAACACACGGCUUUAAAAUGAUGAUCAGUGUAGGAUUUUUAUAGUGUUGGCUGGUCAUAGUUAUCUGUAUGUUAAUGUGUCUUCUUCUAUCUUCCAGGAUGGUGAAAAGUGAAUACAGAGAGGAGGAGGACUUGCUGUCACCUGGCUCAGACUGCUCGGGAUCUUCCUCCAGUCUUUCCCCCCAGACCUGCAGCUCUGACGAUGAGCUCCUGGUCCUCCAGCCGGGGCAGGGGGAUGGAAACACUCCGGGCAGCAAGAAAUCAAGACGAAGCAGAGCCAAGACCACCAACAAAAACGGAGAACAGGUCACCAUCAUCAAAAAGACCCGGCGGGUGAAAGCCAAUAACCGAGAGAGGAACCGCAUGCACAACUUGAACUCUGCCCUGGACUCCCUCCGGGAGGUGCUGCCCGCCUUCCCCGAGGAUGCCAAGCUCACUAAGAUAGAGACCCUGCGCUUUGCCCACAACUACAUCUGGGCACUCUCUGAGACCCUGCGCAUGGCAGACCAGCUGCAAGUGGGGUCACAACCCCCAGCUCCACUCCUCAACCGCGAGCCCCUCUCUCCAGCCAGCCCCUCUGCAUCAUCAUGGAGCUGCACCUCCUCCCCAGCUUCAUCCUGUGAUACCUUGUCCCCCUGUAGCCCAGCCAGCUCCUCAUCGGACAUCAUGGAGUACUGGCAGUCUUCUAACCAUCACCUCCACCUGGAGCGCAGCCAGCAUCAUCACCUCAUUAUGUCAGGGGGUUUCAUGUGAGCUGGACUCUCUCAUGUCAUAAACCCAGGCUGUAGGACCUGUAUGCCCGUAUACAGUGACUUUAUCUUUCUGAGGAAGGAGAGACCGAAACUAUUACUGCAGGGUCAUCUGUACCAGUGGUAGAUGGGCUGCCUUGUCAAUGUAACUUGGGGUUUACUUGAAAUGUGGAAUAAUGUCUUUAUAGCAUUCCACCACAAAGUGGGUCUCAGAAUCUACUCAUCAGCAUGUGGGGCUAGUGACGUAUAUUGUGUGAUAUGGCAUCAUGUAUCAGGUGUAGUGAUCAGGGCUAGAGAUUGAGAAUAUUUAUCAGAGAGAAUGUAGUAUGGUGGCUUCUUAGCUUAUGUGGGUGAUCUUACAGGACAGGGAUCGAGGAAGAGCAGCUAGUAAGUGAUGUUGUCAGAUGUAAUAUACAUGUUUGAUUUGGGUCUGAGUGCACAAAUUUAAAUAUAGGACAUCUGCUUCCUUCCCAGUGAUUGUUGGAUGCUGUGGGAAUGUCAACUGUCAAACCAAACUUUCUGAUAUGCACUUUGUUCACUUUCCCAGAUAAGUCACAAUACCUUUGUGUGCUUCCAUUCUUUCUCUCCACUUCCAUCUGUCUUCUAUGAUUAAUAUGAAGAAAAAAAACAAAAAACGUGUUCAGUAAGAAUCAGGUUAGAAGUCAUUGUAUAAUUUGUUAGCUUUGUACUGACUCAAUGCAAGCUUGGAAAUUAAGGCUGAAAAACAUAUCAAAAGAAAAAGAAAUGUGAAGAAAAGAGAAAUCAGAAGGGAGGAUGUCUCCUUCAUACAUUAUUUAAGCUUUGGAAGGAUGAGAAGACUGCCUAGUCGUUCAGGAGAUUAAAAAUAAGUCAACAGACUGGAAACUAAACAGACAAUGUGAACAAACACAAGUUCACUUUUAAUUUAUUACAAAUACUGAUUUCAUGGAAAUGUAUUUUUUUUGUAUAUUUGACAGAGUUUAUUUUAGAAUGUAUUUUACAUCAAGAACAAACCAAUUCUUG